Molecule: messenger RNA, 2373 nt
Organism: Colius striatus (speckled mousebird)
Lineage: Eukaryota; Metazoa; Chordata; Aves; Coliiformes; Coliidae
Gene: ATP6V1C1
Product: ATPase H+ transporting V1 subunit C1
Exons: 13
Coding region: 720-1868 (382 amino acids)
Biological process (GO): proton transmembrane transport
Cellular component (GO): lysosomal membrane; vacuolar proton-transporting V-type ATPase, V1 domain
Molecular function (GO): proton-transporting ATPase activity, rotational mechanism
Source: RefSeq, a predicted model, not a curated record
CGCCGCCGGGGAGGAGGGCGGGCAGGCGGGCAAACUGCGGCCAGGGCCAGGCCCCGGUCCCGGCGCCGAGCGGCUAGUGUAGCGCUCCGGCCUCCCCCGGCGGCGGGCCUCACUGGGCCUGGCGUGAAGGGCAAUGCCGGCCGGGCCCGUCGGUACCGCGGGGGCCUGUCCGCCGCUACCGUGCCUCUUGGUAGCUCUGACAGGCCUCCGCGCCGCUCUGGGGGCAGCCGGGCUUUGGGGCUGCCCUGCCGUCGCCGCGCCGGGAGUGAGGUAGUCGCCGUGGAGUUUUUAUUCUGGGAGGGUGAAACGAAAGCGCAGUCCCGAAACCCUGCGGCGGUGGCUGCCGGGGCUGCUGCUGCCUGCCCGCGUUAUGGGAACUGUCUUCUAAUCUCUGUGAUCCAGAUCAGCGGCUCUGGAUGAGGGGGUGGUGGGUGAAGUCGGCCCUCCCCGAUCCGUGUGCUAGCCUCAGACUGCAGCUGCACAAGGCAUGAAAACUCCACGUUGUGAAAUCUUCCCGGGCGUAGCUCUGGCUUCCUCUUCUUGGCCACUUCUGGUUAUGAAAUGUACAGGAAGCGAAGGCCAAGCAACAGAAGUGAUUUCGGAGUGUGAGCUCGAAGAAAUAAUAUCGUAGGAACUUAGUGGGAGACGUUGGGAGACUUCUAAGUCAUCAUCUUCCCUCUAGCUUCAGAAGCAGAAAGCAUCAAGAUAAAGACACAAAAAUGACUGAAUUCUGGCUGAUUUCUGCUCCUGGGGAAAAAACCUGUCAACAGACAUGGGAGAAACUACAUGCAGCAACUACAAAAAGUAACAAUCUUUCUACUAAUUCCAAGUUCAAUAUUCCAGACUUGAAGGUUGGCACACUGGAUGUUUUGGUUGGUUUGUCGGAUGAGCUGGCUAAACUGGAUGCGUUUGUGGAAGGUGUUGUAAAGAAAGUGGCCCAGUAUAUGGCUGAUGUUCUAGAAGACAGUAAAGAUAAAGUUCAAGAGAAUCUUCUGGCUAAUGGAGUUGAUCUGGUCACCUAUAUAACAAGAUUCCAGUGGGAUAUGGCCAAAUACCCAAUCAAGCAGUCCUUGAAGAAUAUUUCAGAGAUUAUUGCAAAGGGAGUAAACCAAAUUGACAAUGAUCUGAAAGCAAGAGCCUCAGCAUACAAUAAUCUGAAAGGGAACCUUCAGAAUUUGGAAAGAAAGAAUGCGGGAAGCUUGCUAACCAGAAGUCUCGCUGAUAUUGUGAAGAAGGAGGACUUUGUACUCGAUUCAGAAUAUUUGGUCACAUUAUUAGUGAUUGUACCAAAGUUAAAUUAUAAUGACUGGGUUAAGCAGUAUGAAACCCUAGCAGAGAUGGUUGUACCACGUUCCAGCAAUGUACUCUUUGAGGAUCAAGAUAGUUACCUUUGUAACGUCACCUUGUUCAGGAAGGCAGUGGAUGACUUCAAGCAUAAAGCCAGAGAAUAUAAAUUUAUGGUCCGUGACUUCCAGUAUAAUGAAGAAGAGAUGAAGGCAGAUAAAGAAGAAAUGAAUAGACUGUCAACUGACAAAAAGAAACAGUUUGGGCCUUUGGUUCGGUGGCUGAAAGUGAAUUUCAGUGAAGCUUUCAUUGCAUGGAUUCACGUGAAAGCACUACGAGUUUUUGUUGAAUCUGUUUUAAGGUAUGGUUUGCCAGUUAACUUCCAGGCGAUGCUGCUUCAGCCUAAUAAGAAAACGAUGAAGAAACUGAGGGAGGUUUUGUAUGACUUAUACAAACACCUUGACAGCAGUGCAGCAGCUAUCAUUGAUGCAACUAUGGAUAUUCCGGGCUUAAACCUCAGUCAGCAGGAGUACUACCCGUAUGUGUACUACAAGAUUGAUUGUAACUUGCUGGAAUUCAAGUAAAGGUUCCCUAACAUGACAAUCUUCUCCGUGUUGUUGUAAACAAGCAGAAGUGAGGUUGAAGUACAGUAAUACUUUUAACACUCUACUAAUCAUAUGCUUGCUUCUUAUGUUAGGUGAAUAUGACACACAGUGGUCCAUCUCUAGACAUUUUCUUUUUGAAGAACAGUGUAGGUAAUCUGCUUUUAAUCAAUGAUGUCUGUAAAUGUAUAUUGAGAUAAUGGAAGUAUUUAUAAACAGAGUGAUUUAUUUAAGGAAAAGCUCAUUCCUCUUUCACGUGGUGGUCUGUGUUAAUUCCAUUUACCAUUGUUUAUAAACCAAACCUGUUUACAGAAAAAUAGUGUAAAUGUUCAUGGCCAUUUUUGUUUGUUUGAUUUAGUAGAUCCAAUUGUGUUAACGUUGUUGAACUGUGAUGUAAAGUAUGUAAAAUGGAUAUGAAAUUGUGCUUGGUUUAAAAUUACAAUUGAAGCACUGUAAACACAGGAAAAAAUAAACAUACCUGUGCAAA